This is a messenger RNA of Neospora caninum, 1602 nucleotides long. Its product is annotated as putative actin-like family protein ARP4a. Gene Ontology annotation, biological process: regulation of transcription by RNA polymerase II. The record is from RefSeq and is a predicted model, not a curated record. The transcript has 3 exons. Bases 1 to 1602 code for a protein of 533 amino acids. Gene Ontology annotation, molecular function: chromatin binding. NCBI's taxonomy places the organism in Eukaryota, Apicomplexa, Conoidasida, Eucoccidiorida, Sarcocystidae. Gene Ontology annotation, cellular component: SWI/SNF complex; NuA4 histone acetyltransferase complex.
AUGGACGUGCCGAUUCCCGCGUUCGUAGUCGACGUGGGAUCUCUCACCACGCGCGUCGGCUACGCCGGCGACGACUCUCCCUGGCAAAUGCUCCCCUCUUACGUCGGCGUCCCGACCGACGGGUCGUCCGCCUCGUCUCCAGGCGACGGCUUUCGUUUCCCUCUCUCCUUCAGCGAGAAGCGCACGGACCUCGCUGUGUCUCCCUGUCUCUAUCCGUCGUUCUCCUCUCUUCUCCCGACCUACAGUCUCCACGAAGACGUGUUCGAGCACAUUGUGCGGUCCGCCAUCUCGCGGUGCCUGCCUCCGCACGCCUCGUCGCCUGACUCGAACGUCGGCGAGGACUCCCUGGCGGACUGUCCGGUCUUGCUGUCGGAACCGAAUCUCCACUGCCGCGCGCUCCGCGAGAAGAUGGCUGCAAUUGCGUUCGAGAAGUUAGACGUGCCUGCGCUGUACAUCGCCCCGCGCGCACUGCUCGCCUGCUUCGCAGUCGGGCGCAGCGGAGGCUUGGUGGUGGACCUCGGCGCCGCGUCUCUCUCGAUCGCGCCCGUCGUCGACGGCUUCUGCCUGCAUCGAGAGGCGGGCGAGUGGCCGAUCGCCGGGGACUUCCUCGACCAGCUGCUCAGCUGCGUCUUGACCCGCCACAACCUUCCCGUGCUGCCGCUCUUCGCCACGCACAAAAAGCUCCCGGCCGCGCCUGCCCUGUCGCGCCUCGCGGGAUCGAGUGCGAGCGCGAACGGCUCCAGCGCCGCCUCGUUCGCCGCGCGCCGACGCGCCGUGCUCGACUGGAGCGGCGUGGAUCCGUCCUUCCUGCGUCUCAGCCAGGCCGCGGCGCUCCGCAGCAUGCGCGAGAGUUUCUGCCAAGUCUUCCUCGGCGAAGGCGGCGGCUUCGGAGGCGACGGCAGCUCCGAGAGUCUCCCGAACGGCGUGCACGGGGCAUCCCUCGGCGAGAAGACGCAAAAGUGCCCGAUGCGACCGCUCCAGCUCCCCGGGAAAGAGGCCGCGAAGACGGGACAGACGCCAGGGAGAGACAGCCGGGCCUUCCUUCCCUCGCGCUGGCUGACGAUGCUCGCGCCGUCCGGAGCCGCCGGCCGGGACCUCCCAGGCACCGCAGCCCUCCUCGGCGCGACGCAGCACGCCCUCGAACUCCCGGACGGAACGAGGCUUCGCGGCGACGAACUCGCAAACACUAUUCCGGAGGUGUUGUUUCAUCCCCAAGCCAUCCUGCAUCCGCUGGAAAACGAGCCGUGGAUGCAACCGGCCGUGAAGUCGUUUCGGGGCCUGACAGAGGAAAUCCACGAAGUCGCGAGUCGUGUGGAUGCAGAAGCGCGGAAAGAAAUUUUCAACGGAAUCGUUCUCGCGGGCGGCGGCGCUGCUACCCCAGGCCUUUACGAGCGCUUGAGCCGCGAGCUCGCCCGAGAGUCUUCCAUCACCAUGGGCAUGAAGUGGCGAUUGCUGGCCUUGCCGACGCUGUUUGAGCGGCGAGUGUCGACCUGGGUCGGCGGCAGUGUCCUAGCCUCGAUGGCUGCAUUCCAGUCCCUCUGGUGUAGCCGCGAGGAGUACGACGAGCAUGGCCCAUCCAUCGUCGAAAGGAAGUGCUACUGA